UAAUUUUUCGCUUCUUAUUAGACAAGAGAUAUCUCAGAUAUUAUCGAUACCUAAAAGUCAUUAAAAAAAUCUUUAUAAAACAAAAUUUUACGAUCUUCGGUUAUAUUCGUCGAAUAAAAACUUCUACGUGAAUUUGAUAAUUUUAAAAAAUUACUGGUAAUAUUAUCCUUUUAUUAGACAUGGAUUUCUUCGCUAAUCCCUUCCAAGGUUUACUGAUGACCGCUACAAAGUCAGGUGGUCCUUUUGAAGUAGUUGAUGAUUACGAUUAUAAUUUGGAACCAAAUGGUAAUUUUGCUGGCUCAUAUGAAGGUUUUAAACAACGUGACUACGUGCAACUUCCGGAUGAAUUGGUAGACGCACGAAGUGUUGCUAAUAAAAAAUUUGUGUUUAAAAGCAAUCAAAGUGUUCGUGAAAGAUCAAUCCAAGAAGUAGAACAACAACAACUAAAACAAAAACUACGGGCGGCUUUAGAUGAUAUCAAUGUAAAUGCCAUCGAUGAUCGGCAGUCAGUUUCUUCGAUGGAUACUCUUCAAACAUACCAACAAAAUGAUGAUGGUGAUGAAAUUGUAGAAACACCAGAAGAUCAGUCCUAUUCGCCGUCUCUAGUGUCGGCUUCUUUUGAUGACGCCGAACAUGAUGGAUCCAAUGAUGUAUUUAAAAAGCCGUUUAGUAAUUCAAAAAGAAGCAAAAGAAGCAAUAAAACCUCUGCAGCUGAUAAAAGCGAUACGUAUUCUCAAAUGUCUGAUGAUAAAACAAUAUAUUCAAAUGAAGGAUCAGACAUUCGUGACAAUGAAUCAGUUACCUCAGUUGCUGACACUGAAAAUUACAUGAAAUAUUUGGGCCGUACAUAAUAAAAUAAUAGAGAGG
Messenger RNA from Microplitis demolitor, 867 nucleotides. It is a transcript of the gene 17a, whose product is annotated as Bracovirus particle protein 17a. Lineage: Eukaryota; Metazoa; Arthropoda; Insecta; Hymenoptera; Braconidae. The record is from RefSeq and is marked provisional. The coding region runs from base 180 to 851 and encodes 223 amino acids. The transcript has a single exon.